AUGGCCUCUGGAUUCAGUUUCAACGGAGGUACCCCUCGGUGUUUCGCUUUCUGGCAGGAAUUCUCCAAAUGCUACGCCCAAACUGAUGCACCAAGUCAAUGCCGACUCCAGGCCGAUGACUACCUAGAAUGCCUGCACCACACUAACGAAAUCGCCCGAGCAAAAGCGAUCAAGGCUGAGUUUGUGAGGAAGGCGACGCAUCAGGCGCAGGAGGGACGGAAGCAGGCCGACAUCCUUGCGGACGGAGUGAUUGUCGGGGUCGGACUGAUACAGCGAGGUCAAGGUGAAGCAGCAGCAGCGAGUUGA
Sparassis crispa is the source of this 306-nucleotide messenger RNA. RefSeq lists its product as hypothetical. The transcript has 5 exons. The coding region runs from base 1 to 306 and encodes 101 amino acids. The record is from RefSeq and is a predicted model, not a curated record. NCBI's taxonomy places the organism in Eukaryota, Fungi, Basidiomycota, Agaricomycetes, Polyporales, Sparassidaceae. Gene Ontology annotation, biological process: mitochondrial respiratory chain complex I assembly.